AUGGUUCAUGUAUUCAACACUUCAUACUCCAUGGUCUCAGCUGUAAGUGAAACUACGUUUACUUCCAACUACUUAAGGUCUUUUGAUGAGCUCGAAGCAGAGAUUAUACAGGGCCAGAAAUUACAGGUCCAAGAUAUGGAAGGAGUUGAACUAUGUGGAACACUGAAAAAUGUUGUGGCCAUCGCAGCAGGCUGCAAUUAUGAGAAUUGGUCUGAGGGUUCCAAGCUACUUUUCCCUUCUGUCAAAGAUACUACUUUCUUUGAGAGCUGCGGUGUAACAGAUCUAAUAACAACUUGCUUACUAGAUGGCAUACAAGUAUACACAAAGCUAAGAUCUAGUUUAUUAUUACCAUCCAGUCCUGUUCAAUGCUUUGCACCGAACUUGUAUUGCUGUCCUUCUGUGGGGGGCAGAAACAGGGAAUGUGCUGGGGCUUUUGCCAGAAAUGGUGGGAAAAGUUGCAUCCUAAACGAGUCUUUUGAUGAGCUCGAAGCAGAGAUGUUACAGGGCCAGAAAUUACAGGGUGUCUUAACGGCAAAAGAGGUUUAUGAGGUGUUAAGCCAUCGGGGAUGGUUAAAGGCUUAG
Messenger RNA from Olea europaea var. sylvestris, 582 nucleotides. RefSeq names its product glycerol-3-phosphate dehydrogenase [NAD(+)]-like. The transcript has 8 exons. Gene Ontology annotation, cellular component: cytosol. Lineage: Eukaryota; Viridiplantae; Streptophyta; Magnoliopsida; Lamiales; Oleaceae. The record is from RefSeq and is a predicted model, not a curated record. Gene Ontology annotation, molecular function: oxidoreductase activity. The coding region runs from base 1 to 582 and encodes 193 amino acids. Gene Ontology annotation, biological process: glycerol-3-phosphate metabolic process.